AAAAACAACAAAGCAAUUAGCCUUUCAUAGCGCCGGCUGUAUUCGAGAUACAGCGGUAUAUACAUAUGUAGGCUAUAUAAGUUAGAAUAAAAACACAUCCAUAUCAGCUCAAGAACGGAAGGCCUCAAUUUCCAGACUCCGCACGGUGAUAAAUCCUAUUUCAAGUGUACGCCGUAUUAAACGGCCAGUGGAAAUCUGAUUCGUAGCUAAUCAGGCUACUUAAGUAUUGGCACCUUAUGUUAUACUUAGCCCAGUCGGCUGGACCCCAAGGCUUAUCAGUAACCGAGAAAUGAUAGAGAUAUUGAACACUAUAUUAUGACAGUCUAAGUCAACACCAGUUUAAACCGGACUCGAAAGUAUUUACGGCGCACUUGGGGCUUUGGGGAUUUUACUAUGAACAUACACAAUGUACAAUGUACAUGUGUAUAUUUUUGGGAGCUUAUCUGGGUACUCUGCUAGACUAGGACAAUCUAUCUAUAAGCUGCUUUAACUUUCUGUUGCUGUAUUGAUGCGCUUAUCAUGUUAGUUGGCGACAAAGUUCAGAUUUCUAGCUAACCAGAAAAUCCAGAUUUUUUUCCGAGCCAUAUGUACAUAAAUCUGUAUGUAUAUAUGUACGUUUGUAUAUUGUUAUUAAUUAUGGUGAAAGUAUAACAAUUUGAACUGUCUCAAUCCUAGUGUCAAUGGAAAAUAUAAUAUGCUGCGAUGCUGCUGCUGUUUGGGGCAACUGUACUUGUUAUAAGCUAAGCCAAAGACAAUCAGUCAAUCUCCAGACAGUGUGAUUCACAUUUACUUCCAGUUACUGAUAAGUGAACUCAGCACCCAGCAGAGUUGGGGCGCCUUAUACUAGCUCGACUGCUUUAACCUUCGCCUCAAUUACAAAAUAUGUACAUACAUAUGUAUAUGUAGUAUAUACAAACAAAAAGGUAAACAGUGAGACGAAAACGUUUCAAUGGACACAUUGAUAAGGCAGCGACCGUCAUCCUCGUUUGCGAAUUCCGGCGUAGCACGAUAAACGACAGCUGUUGCCGUGGCUGAGGCUAGGCACAUAUGUAGUAUAUGCACUGAAAGAAAAGCGACUUUACAAAACAAAACGUUCUGAACACAAUUUAACUCAGCUGCCUAAUCUUAAAACGAUAUUUCUCUGAGUGUUUCUACAUUUGUACUUGUUUGUUUGUGCUACGCUCAGUUUGGGUCUUCGGUACGAAGUGCACUACGAAUGAUGUGACAAGCGAUAGCCGUUAGACCCCACCGAAGAGCUUUCGUGCACAAUCAUGCAUAACAUGGCGACUGAUAAGCUGUUCACGUUACCCAUACCUCCACUCCUUUUUACGUAGUCUAUGGCAGCACGCCUCCCUCUUUUGUUUUAUUUCUAUGACACUAACUUGGCCUAAUGGCGUUCACUUGUCCGUAGCUCGCCGUCGUUCCCCUCCCUGAGACCUGUCUGUCUGUUUUGCUGAUAAGGCUGUUCCUUAUCGCGCAUAAACUUUUAAUAUUACACGAAUGUCUGCAGGCGCUCUGAUCAUUCGUUUGCCAAACUCUCAGCUGCACACAAUUCACACACCCGCUUAUAAAAAAAAAACACAAUAAUAAUAAUAAAAUAAGUUAUUUAUAUAAUGGAGAUUUUAGUACAAGCCCCAAUAUUUUGCUCCAGCAGCGAUUACGGCUAUUAUACUCCGUACAAAACGCCGCCGUAUUUGGCGUUACGGGAGCCGCAUUUUCUUAGAUUUUCCAAUCCACCAACGCUGCCUCCAACAGACUCUACAUACCGUACACAAUCAGUGAUUAUGAAAUGCAGCAAAAGUUCUACUGAAUCCGGAAGCGAACAUAGCAGCAGUAGCGAAGCUGACUUUACCUGCAAUUGGCAAGAAUGCGGAAGCAGCUGCUUUGAAUCCUUAGAAUCUUUGGCUCAGCAUGUUACAUUGCGUCAUGCAGUGGCCUCCUUGUUGGACGGUCUCUACUAUUGCCGCUGGCAUGGCUGUCAGCGCAGCGAACGUGGGUUUAAUGCGCGCUACAAGAUGCUCGUCCAUGUACGCACGCACACCAAGGAGAAGCCACACUGCUGCCAUCUCUGCGACAAGUCUUUUUCACGUGCCGAGAACUUAAAGAUCCACAUACGCUCGCAUUCAGGAGAGAAACCUUACAAGUGUCACUACGUGGGCUGCCAAAAGGCCUACUCCAACUCAUCCGAUCGCUUCAAGCACACUCGCACGCACUCCAUGGAGAAACCUUAUUCUUGCAAGGUGGCCGGUUGUCAGAAGCGUUACACAGAUCCCUCCUCGUUGCGUAAACAUGUGAAGACCUUCAAGCACAGCAUACAGCUCAUAGACAGCCAGAGUUCCGCCGAGUCCAAGGAUUCGUCCUAUAAUUGUCAUGUGCCAGCUGCUCCUGCCUCGCCCAGCAAUUGCUACUACCUGGAACUGACUGAUAGCGAGCAUGUCGUUACCGCUGGCGAUUAUCACAGCUCGGAGUAUUGGCUGAAAUCGGCUCGUUAUCUGCAUAGCGAAGAGUUUGCACUGGAAGUAGAAAUGGACACGCCCACUCCUACGCCGCUAGACUUGCGUGUGCACAAAAGCUAAAUGACAAGUUGUUUACGGCGUACUC
Messenger RNA from Drosophila busckii, 2601 nucleotides. RefSeq names its product zinc finger protein GLIS2 homolog. Gene Ontology annotation, molecular function: RNA polymerase II cis-regulatory region sequence-specific DNA binding; DNA-binding transcription factor activity, RNA polymerase II-specific. NCBI's taxonomy places the organism in Eukaryota, Metazoa, Arthropoda, Insecta, Diptera, Drosophilidae. The transcript is spliced from 2 exons. Gene Ontology annotation, biological process: smoothened signaling pathway; regulation of transcription by RNA polymerase II. The record is from RefSeq and is a predicted model, not a curated record. Gene Ontology annotation, cellular component: nucleus. The coding region runs from base 1614 to 2576 and encodes 320 amino acids.